AUGCCUAAAAACAAUAAGGAGAUAGAGGAUCAGCUUCUCAAAGCUCUCGAGUCUCUCUCUAAGCAGUCCAAACCCAAUAUCGCGAAAACUGCGCGAGAAUUCGCGAUCGAUUCUAAGCUUAACGCUUAA
Penicillium paradoxum is the source of this 129-nucleotide messenger RNA. RefSeq lists its product as uncharacterized. Lineage: Eukaryota; Fungi; Ascomycota; Eurotiomycetes; Eurotiales; Aspergillaceae. The record is from RefSeq and is a predicted model, not a curated record. Bases 1 to 129 code for a protein of 42 amino acids. The transcript is spliced from 2 exons.